AUGAGCACCACCGAUGUGACCUGCGAGAGCGCCGAGCAAGCUUCAGCACCACCGCAUUCAGAAGCCACUCCGUCAGACACGAGGGAGGGUCUUUCAAAAGCUCGACACAUGAUCCUCGUAGCGAGCAUGUUCCUCACUCUCUUUCUCCCCGCGUUGGACCAGACAAUCGUCUCGACUGCCCUCCCGCGGAUACUGUCGAGCCUCUCGGCGGCUGGAGGCAAUGACUCUGACGCGGGCUACACUUGGAUCGGCUCGGCAUACGCUCUUGCGCAAGCCGUUGUGCUCCCGGUGUUUGGCCAGGUCUCGGAGGUUGUCGGACGCAAGUGGACGUUCUUGACGGCCAUUGCGAUCUUCACGAUAGGCAGUGCGCUUUGUGGCGCUUCACAGAAUGUAUCAAUGCUCAUUGCCUCGCGAACGGUACAAGGAGUGGGUGCUGGAGGCGUGACAAGCUUGGUUUUCAUUCUGAUCGGCGACUUGGUCGGAACAAGGUUAAUAGCAUGUCUGCUACUCGCUAGGAAAAGAGGCAAGUAUCAAGGGUUCAUAGGGGCUACCUGGGCGGUGGCCUCCGCCUUGGGUCCAGUCCUUGGGGGUGCUUUCGCCGAGAAGGCAAACUGGAGAUGGUGUUUCUUUGUUAACCUCCCAAUCUGCGCCUUGUGCAUGGCCGUCAUCAUCAUCUUCCUCCAGAUCUCUCGGCCUUCCAUAACACUGCGUUCCGCGGCCAAGCAACUCGACAUUUUUGGCAUCCUGAGCAUCGGCGUCUCAACCGUGCUCUUCCUCCUCGCCUUUGAGUGGGCGUCCCAAGGAGUCUCCUGGUCAUCUGCCCAAGUUCUGACGUGUCUGAUUCUGGGUAUCGUGGCAAUGGGAGUAUUCUCAUUUGUGGAGACCAAAUCCACGAAGCCAGUGAUCCCUCUUCGCUUCUUCACACAUCCGACGCGAAUCGGGUCGUAUGGCAGCACAUUUAUGCACGCAAUGGCCUAUUCCGGCCUCAACUAUUACACACCGCUCUAUUUUCAGGGCGUUCGAAUGCAGUCUGCUUCGGAGAGUGGCGUAAGCCUGCUCCCUCUUGUCCUGGCGUUCGCAAUAGUGAGCACCGGGAGUGGCUACUUCAUAACAGCCACAAAAAGAUACCAAGAACUGAUAUGGGCCGGGUUCAUUGUGGCAACAAUUGGCUGUGGACUUAUGGUUAUGUUAGACGCGAAUACAAGCACCGCAGUCACUUCAGUCAUUCUCAUAGUCACAGGUAUCGGUAUAGGCCCCAACUUCAACUCGCUCCUGAUCCCUAUCCACGCCUCGUUUGACAGUACCUCAAAGAACUCAGACAUAGCUCUAUCAGCCGGCGCCUAUGCCUUCAUUAGGGCUAUUGGCUCGAGCCUAGGUAUCAGCAUCAGCGGGUUGAUCUGUUUUGAGAAGUUGCGACGGCUCGGAAUAGGUGGACAAGACAACAUCAGCCUAACUCGAGCUAUUGAGUCGUUGCACACCAUGUCAGAGUCUUCCAAGCAACAAGCCGUGCUCGGAUUUACAGACGCAAUGAAAGACAUGUUCAUCGAGGUGACUGUCGUCAUGGGAGUGGGCAUGCUGCUCAGUUUCCUUAUCAGGAGACAUCAGCUAGGUGACAAAGUGAGGUCAGAUCACCGUAUUGGAGCAAAGAAGGCGCUCAAAGUGGAAACUCAGGAGGCGUAG
Thyridium curvatum is the source of this 1680-nucleotide messenger RNA. RefSeq lists its product as uncharacterized. The transcript has 5 exons. Bases 1 to 1680 code for a protein of 559 amino acids. The record is from RefSeq and is a predicted model, not a curated record. Gene Ontology annotation, biological process: transmembrane transport. Lineage: Eukaryota; Fungi; Ascomycota; Sordariomycetes; Thyridiales; Thyridiaceae. Gene Ontology annotation, molecular function: transmembrane transporter activity.